Arachis duranensis is the source of this 1730-nucleotide messenger RNA. Its product is annotated as probable BOI-related E3 ubiquitin-protein ligase 3. Lineage: Eukaryota; Viridiplantae; Streptophyta; Magnoliopsida; Fabales; Fabaceae. The coding region runs from base 322 to 1338 and encodes 338 amino acids. Gene Ontology annotation, molecular function: ubiquitin-protein transferase activity. The transcript is spliced from 5 exons. The record is from RefSeq and is a predicted model, not a curated record.
UCUAUUUCUUCUAUCCAUCAAUCAUCACACAUCCACUCUCUUAAACCUUCUUUUCCAGAUCUCUCUCUCUUCUUCUUUUCCGUGAUCCUUUUGGUCCAUCGUUCUCUCUCGAUGUCUAUCAACUUGAUCCUUUUCUCCUUCUAGAGGAAUUUCCUUUUCUUCUUUCUUUCGGCCCUAUUUCAAAGCAUUUCAUUCUCCAGAUUUUGUUUUUCCACCCAGGAACCCAAUAAAGUUCGUGAAACUCGAGGUAUUUUUUGGUAGCUUCAACAAAGAAACGUAAAGCUACAUAAGUUGAGUUAGGAAAGGGAAGUUUCUGGUAUAAUGUUGGGGGGCAACAAUGGUAACCCGCUUCCUGUUUUCCUGGACGAGACUCAAUUUCGAUAUCAAACAAAUCCAGCAAAUCAAUUGCAGUUGUUUGGAAACUUACAAGCUGGAUGCAGUGUUGAUCCAGUUAAUUACUUUGGAAAUGAGCAUAUCAGUCCCAUGAUUCAGCCAAACAAAAGAAGCAGGGAAAUGGAAGAUAUCUCGAAGCAGAAAAGGCUUCAGAUUUCCUUAAAUUACAAUGUCUGCCAAGAUGAUGCUGAUCGAUCAGCAAGCAUUCCGAAUCCUAAUCCUGUGUCAACAGGAUUAAGGCUUUCAUAUGAUGACGAUGAGCGCAACUCAUCUGUCACUUCCGCAAGUGGAAGCAUGAAUGCUGCACCCUCUAUCUUGCUGUCACUCGGUGAUAAUAUCAGAAGCGAGCUUGAUAGGCAGCAAGAAGAGUUAGACCAAUAUAUUAAACUUCAGAAGGAACAAUUGUCAAAAGGAGUGAGGGACAUGAAGCAAAAACACAUGGCUUCUCUCCUUACUUCGAUUGAAAAAGGCGUUACUAAGAAGCUAAAGGAGAAAGAUAUAGAGAUUGAUAACAUGAACAGAAAAAAUAGGGAGCUAGCAGAUAGAAUAAAGCAGGUGGCUAUGGAAGCACAAAACUGGCACUACAGAGCCAAGUACAACGAGUCAAUCGUCAAUGUGUUAAAAAACAAUCUCCAGCAGGCAAUAUCUCAAGGAGUUGAACAAGGGAAGGAAGGAUUCGGAGACAGCGAAAUUGACGACACUGCUUCCUACAUAGAUCCUAAUAACCUCUUCAGCGUUGCAGGCGCACAGCAUAUGAAAUCCACGUACAAGAAUUACCAAGGCAUGGAGAACCUGAGUUGCCGAGCGUGCAAGGCGAAGGAGGUUUGCAUGUUGUUGAUGCCUUGUAGGCACCUGUGCUUGUGUAAGGACUGUGAUGGAUUUAUCAAUGUUUGUCCUGUUUGCCAAUUGAUUAAGACUGGAAGUGUGGAGGUAUAUCUCUCAUAAGUCAUAACUCGCAAAAUGGAAGUACUUAAAAAGAAAAAAAAGAAUCACUCUUCUCUCUGUGUGAAAAAGUUCAUCAUAAUGUUCAAGUUAAAAAGUACUUGUCACCUAAAAAAAAUGAACUACUUCAAGGGAUAGUUCUAUACACUUGUGUUAAUAACACUACUACAUAUGCUCCUUGUACCAAAAGCCUAUUUUUAUGUAGACUUUUUUCACCAUGGAGCUUCACCUAAUUGCUGAUGAGAUGCAUCAAUUGUUUACAAUGAUUAUGAACAGAGAAAUAGGGGAAAGGUAAAUGUGUCCUGACUCCUGAGGCUGACAUUACUUGUUGAAUAAUUAAAAUAAAAAAGGAAGUAAUAUUUGUAAGUCUUUCUUAACAAAGAAAAUUACAGUUU